Messenger RNA from Lacerta agilis (Sand lizard), 1008 nucleotides. RefSeq names its product metabolism of cobalamin associated C (gene MMACHC). Gene Ontology annotation, cellular component: cytoplasm. Gene Ontology annotation, biological process: cobalamin metabolic process. The record is from RefSeq and is a predicted model, not a curated record. The transcript is spliced from 4 exons. Bases 65 to 805 code for a protein of 246 amino acids. Gene Ontology annotation, molecular function: cyanocobalamin reductase (cyanide-eliminating) (NADP+) activity; FAD binding; demethylase activity. NCBI's taxonomy places the organism in Eukaryota, Metazoa, Chordata, Lepidosauria, Squamata, Lacertidae.
GGUGUGGGUCCGCCUUACCUCAUGGAAAACUACACUUCCCACAGUGCUCCGCGCUUAUGCUAUAAUGGAGCUACGCGUGGUUGAGCUGGAAAAAAGGAUACGAGAUCACUUGGAGAAGCUGGGCUUUGAAAUCCAUCCGCUUAAGGUAGGGUGGUACAAUGCAGUCCUUUCUCCAGCUUUUCACUUGCCGUACUUGGAUGACACUCUGGCAUUCGUGGUGCUCAGCACUCCUGCUAUGUUUGACAAAGCCUUCAAACCUUUCUUGAGGAAUGGGCCGCUGAAAAAGAUUUGUGACCCUCUGGACCAGUGCAUUUCUCAUCACCUCACAUUGCUUAGGGAGAGUCUUGCUGACCAGCAGGUAGACAUCAUGUAUGACUAUGAGAUGCUGCCCAGCCGGAAGCCCAGGUUCCUGGCCCAGACAGCUGCACAUAUAGCUGGUGCUGCUUACUACUACCAGAGGAAAGAUGUGCAACAAGAUCCCUGGGGAGAGAAGAAGAUCUAUGGCGUCUGCAUCCACCCAUGUUACGGAGGCUGGUUUGCUAUCCGGGCUCUCCUGCUUUUUCCGGGUGUUGAGGUGCCUUCCUUGCUGCAGAAAACUCCUGUGGAUUGUGUGACAACAGAGGAAAAGAGAAUAGAACUUCUGGAGAAGUACAAUUUCCACUGGUGGGACUGGAGCUAUCGGGACAUUACUGAAGUGAAGGAGAAGUACUCGGAGGAACAGAAAACAUACUUUGCAACUCCUCCAGCUGAACGGUUAAAAUUGCUGACUCUGCAAGGAGGAUUGCAAAGGAAUGCAAUACACUGAGUUGCUGUUCUCCUGGCCCAAGGGGGACUCAUAGCCUAUUCUACUGUGUCCACUUCCACGGAGGGAGAGAUGGGUGGUUUACUUGGGGACCCAAGCUUUAGUCCUGCACACACUUGCUAGGAAGUAAGGCCCAUUGAACACAGUGGGGCUUUAUUACAAGUAAAUAUGUCUAGGGUUGCACUGUAAUAUUAGUUACACCAAAA